GGAGCAGCGGAGCAUCCCCCCGACCCCGCAGUCCUCGCCUAGACCUCCGGCGCCGAUUCGCUGGUACUUGAUGCGGGCGCAUCGGAUCUGUCUUUGCUUUCAAAGGGGAACUGGGACCCCCGGGGUCCUCUCGCCACCAGAGAGCAGUUCUAUCAUUUGUGCAAGCUUUCUGAAGCAAACUGAGAUCACAGAAAGAGUCAUUCUUAACCUUUGAAGACCAAGACUAAAGUGAAAUUUAAAAUGUUCUUCAGGGAAGAACGAAGCUUGACCUACACUUUGGUGAUAAUUUGUUUCCUGACUUUACGGCUGUCCGCCAGCCAGAAUUGCCUCACCAAAAGUCUAGAAGAUGUUGUCAUUGACAUUCAAUCAUCUCUUUCUAAGGGAAUCAGAGGCAAUGAGCCCACAUAUACAAUAACUCAGGAAGACUGCAUUAAUUCUUGCUGUUCAACAAAAAACAUAACAGGGGAAAAAGCAUGUAACUUGAUGAUCUUCGACACCCGAAAAACAGCCAAACAACCCAACUGCUACCUGUUUUUCUGUCCCAGUGAGGAAGCCUGUCCACUAAAACCUGCAAAGGGACUUAGGAGUUACAGGAUAAUCAGAGAUUUUCCAUCUUUGACCAGAACUGAUUUGCCACACCAAAAGUUAGCACAAGAAGAUGAUCUCUUCCAUGGCCAGUCUUCACAAGCGGUCACUCCCACUCUCCUUCCUCUGACAGGUAAUUUGAAGCCUACUGAUCUCUUAUGGAGAGAUGCACUUUCUCAGAAGUCUGGAUCCCCGGGUCACUUGGAGAAACUAUUCAAGACUGAUCAAACGACUACACGGGUCUCUGUUUAUAAAGAGAAUGUCCAUUCUCAGAAUUCACAGUUUUCCUCAGAACUAGAAAUAGCUCAUCCACUGCCUGAAAAUGCAGCUACCUUCCCAGCUCCAGGGGCUGCUGCUGCUUCUCUGCCUGACACCUCUGCUCCUCUGAAACCUGCAGUUCUUCUACCGACCAGUACUUCAGUGAGACCCUCUGUGACUUUCCAACCAUGGGUGGUCACCACAGCUCCACCUGUAACCACUGUCACCUCUCAGCAGACCAGAGCCCCCAUUUCUACGGUUUUUACACAUGCCAUGGUUACACCUCAAGUUAAAAUUACAGCAGCGGUUCCAAUUACCAUCUUUCAAGCAUCUACAGGCUUGACAGGCACCUCAGAAACUGUGUCCUUUAGAGAAAUGCUGACUUCAAACAUAAGGUCUGGGCAUAAAUCUGCUACACUUUCUUUGUCAAAUGUGGAGUCUUCUGCUACAAAUAAAACUGCUUUUCAGGACAAUGGGAAGGCCAGCGUAGGUGGUUCAUCACUAAGCAGAGUUCCAGAAAGCCCAUAUAGCCUUCCAUUUGAAAAGUGGCUCCUCAUGGGUACCCUGCUCUUUGGUGUUCUGUUCCUGGUGAUAGGCCUCAUCAUCUUGGGCAGGAUGCUCUCAGAAUCCCUCCGCAGGAAACGGUACUCAAGACUUGAUUACUUGAUCAAUGGAAUCUACGUUGACAUCUAAAGGCAAAAGUAGCUAUCUCUUGAUUAUUUAUUAGUUGGAAGCCAAAUGCAGUGAAUUUCUGCUGACUUGCUGGUCUCAAUAGGAGAUUGUAUUCUGAAUACCAGAAAAUGUCCCUUACCAAUUUCCUUUUGCUUGUUUUUUUUUUUUUGAGAAGGAGAAAAGAAACUGAAUUAGCUAAUUUGAAUGAUAUGUCUCUGAAAUACUGACUGAAAAUAAAGCUCUACCUAAAGUAAUAAAGUGUGAUUGCCAUAUAAAUUGGGAAAUUCAGCUGGCUUUUUGCAAGGAAUAAAGGUUAGGACGUCUGGAUUCCAAUUUGUUAAUAUUUCUGGUUCCAGAUAAAGUCGACUGUUUAUGAUAUUAGUUUUAAUGGAUUUGAUUUUCUUUUUAUAUGAAUUCCAAUAAAACUUAUUCCAGAUGUAUUUCCUUCCAAUUAAAUAUUUGAAUAAAUCUUUUGUUACUCGGUAAUGUUCUCGAAAGUGACAUGUCCAGCUGGAUAACUUUCAGUUUAUUCCCACCAGCAAUAUGAUGAAAUGAUGAAAAUAUGUGUUCCAAGUUAAAAUGACAAAUCCUUCUUUUCCCGUCAAGGAGCAAAGAGGUUCCUCUGGGAAACUUUUAGCAGAAUAUCAGCCUAUAUGGAGACAACAAUUAAAGCCAAUUCAAAUAAAUGGCCAAAUCCA
This is a messenger RNA of Ictidomys tridecemlineatus (thirteen-lined ground squirrel), 2213 nucleotides long. RefSeq names its product MANSC domain containing 1 (gene Mansc1). The record is from RefSeq and is a predicted model, not a curated record. NCBI's taxonomy places the organism in Eukaryota, Metazoa, Chordata, Mammalia, Rodentia, Sciuridae.